This is a messenger RNA of Asterias rubens (European starfish), 5996 nucleotides long. Its product is annotated as calmodulin-binding transcription activator 2-like. Lineage: Eukaryota; Metazoa; Echinodermata; Asteroidea; Forcipulatida; Asteriidae. The record is from RefSeq and is a predicted model, not a curated record. Gene Ontology annotation, molecular function: protein binding; transcription coregulator activity; double-stranded DNA binding. The coding region runs from base 10 to 4959 and encodes 1649 amino acids. Gene Ontology annotation, biological process: regulation of transcription by RNA polymerase II. Gene Ontology annotation, cellular component: nucleus. The transcript has 25 exons.
UCAGAAAAGAUGGAGCAAGGAACUAGUCAAGCUACAGGUUGGCCCGGCCAGACUCAGAAUAUCGUCUUACCUGAAAUCCUUGGGCAGAUCCCAUGGGCUACGGAGCUCCGGUGCCUUAGACAUCGAUGGAAUACCAAUGAGGAGAUUGCAUCGUGGCUGAUCAGCUUUCACUGUCACGAACAAUGGCUCAACACCUCCACAAAAACAAGGCCUCAGAGUGGCUCGAUGAUCUUGUACAAUCGGAAGAAGGUACGAUAUCGGAGAGAUGGCUACAUCUGGAAGAAACGCAAAAACGAGAGAACAACACGGGUGGAUCAUAUGAAGCUUAAGAUACAAGGGGUCGAGUGUAUAUAUGGGAGUUAUGUUCACUCGGCUCUUAUACCAACAUUCCAUAGGAGAAGUUACUGGUUAUUACAGAACCCAGAUAUAGUCCUCGUUCAUUAUUUAAACAUCCCAAGUCUGAGCGAGGAAUGUUCCAAAAUGAACAACACAAUGUCCGUCAGCUCUAUUUUACCAACGUCCCUACCGACACCUCAAUCUCAGCUUGAUGCUAAGGGCUCUAAAGGCUGUAUCUGGCAGCAGGAAGAACUGUUACAACAAGUCAAACCCAUGUUUAUAGGGACUCAAGUACAACUGAACAGUGACAAGCUCACAACAGAGUCUGAAGUUGCUAACAUUGUUGUGCAAUAUCUACUUGAUCUACAAGAGCAACAGAACCAAGCUAAGAAACAAGAAUCAAUUGUGUUUACUUCAUUAACGGAGAGAGCUGGAACAUCAAGUAAAGGUUCACCAUCGAGCACUGUAGCAAGUCCACCCAGUGUAUGUAGUAUUCCCCAAUCCCCAAUGUCAAUCCUGAGUGACGCUUCAUCAAUCCAGCCUGUAACUGACUCUCAAUCAUUCAGCCAUUGCACAAACCAAGCAAGUACCUCAACAAAUGAACAGAACCAGGCUAGCCAUUUGCCUGAAGUGGACAUGACCACCUCAGCUCCUCUGCUCUUAUUCAAACUAACCAAUGAAGUCGAGAGCGCUGGUGUCCAGAGAAAUGUAGUUGGUUAUCCUCAAGGAAACGGCAUACCAGUUACCAUAUCUGAUGGUGGCGAUGUCAAAGGUCAAAUGUCAGUGGAUUUGACAGAGAGGUCACCUCAAAGACAGACAGAUGGUGUUUGUAUGCACUAUGAGCAACCUAUGAAUAGUCGGCCACUGAUCACUAAGAAGGAAUCAAUGAAGUUAAAAGCGUUGGUUGAGAGCGAUCCGAACUUGAAGACGUGUCGGAAUCGCUUUGAGAAUCAGCCUGGGAUUCAUCAGAAGGUGGUCCAGCUUCCCCCUUACAUCCCCCCGUCUACACGACCUGAUCCUACCCAUAGUGAGGACUCCGUCGUCCAACCAAUCGCAACGACAAACGAACCAAGCAGACCGCCAUCUUACGAUACUCACUUACAACGACAACGUUCGAGUGAACGCUUAGCGCCUCAGCCCGUGCCCGGAGUCGUGAACUCAACCCCUACAUCGGUCAUCUUUACCUCAGGCAUUCCGAACUCAGUUCCAACGUCUAAUUCAGGAAUAGUAUUUCAAGCUCACUCUUCGAAUCUCUUCACCAGUUUCCAACCAAGUUUGCCGGCAAACUUCCCCCCACCCCCACAAUUUCCCCCGCCCCCUCCAUACACCCUUGCGUCAAAUGCGGUCAUCGCCAGUACUGUAUUCAAAUUCAAUGCAACGCCUCUUAAUAACACUUUCCAAACUGAAGCCUUAACAAAUCAUUCUAACAUGAAACAGCCAUCUGCUACACAGACCUCAAUGAAGCAGACUGUUAACUAUAUGCAUCCAACUGCUGUUUCCGUACCUGCAUCUACAGCGGUGUUUGCUUCGCAGCCGUUAUUCAGACCUCUUGUAGUGGAGCCAGGUACCAGCCAAACUGUUACGAGUUCAACUCCAACAGACAAAAAUGAGAACCAGUUGUUCCGACCAAUCGCACAAUCCCUCAACACAGCCAUUCCUGCGAGCGCACAACACACCCAAGCGCAACUAUCGACGCAUCCAACCCAGCAGCUAACAUCGCAAUCUCAGCUCUCAUUCACUGGUAAUGAGACUAACCAAGUGCAAACAGCGCCACCUAGUGGUAACGAGUUUUCAAUCCAUGAUUUGGACAUCGAGCUGGAUUUUGACGCUGAGAUGUUUGAUAGCGCACUGGCAGAUAUAACACUGGAUAACUCACUACAAGUCAGCACCCCGGUACCAGACAACCAGCGAUCAGCAGAAGAACGAUUGACUGAUAGUCAAGUGACGUCUAGAUCAAUGGGUGAUACGGACGGUUUACUGUCUCUACAGCAAGGUACAUCGUUACCUGAGCACUGCCUGGAAGCAAUCACUGAGUUCUCGCCUGAUUGGUCCUACCCCGAGGGUGGUGUGAAGGUACUAGUGACAGGUCCAUGGCAUUCCUCUACAGCCAGUUACCAAUGUAUGUUUGAUAACUUUGGCGUUCCUGCAUCCCUCGUACAGACAGGUGUAUUGAGGUGCUACUGUCCAGCUCAUGAAGCUGGAGUUAUAGCUCUACAGGUUUUGUGUGAUGGUGUUGUCAUCUCCAAGUCGGCCAUCUUUGAAUACAAAGCUCGUAGCGCUCAGCAGAGACCGAACAGACAACAUGAAUGGCUCUCACUAGACGAGAACCAGUUCCAUGUUGCCAUCUUGGAUCGCUUGGAGCACAUUGAGAGACGAGUCGUCCUGACCAAUGCCCAAUCACAGGCCUCCAAACAGGGUUCAACGAGUAUUGGAAGUGACCAGCAAUUCUCCUUUGAGGAUCGUGUGGUGGCGCUUUGUCAGCGUUUCAUGCAGGGCCAAUGGGCUCCUGGAAGCUCUCAAUUAGGGGUGGAGUCUGUUUCAUAUAGAGGGAUGACGUUACUUCAUCUUGCAGCUGCCUUGGGAUUCAGUAAGCUCAUCAGUACACUCGUCACAUGGAGGAAAGAGAAGCACAGUCUCAUUCUUGAGAUGGAAGUAGAUCCGCUGAACAUCGAUCAUUUCUCAUGUACACCUCUGAUGUGGGCGGCAGCAUUGGGUCAUAAAGAAACAGCGAUGCUACUCUUUGUCUGGAGCCCCCAAGCUCUACAUGUCUGUGAUUCCCUCGGUCGUCUCCCUAUCGACAUGGCUAAGUCUCGCGGCCACACCGCCCUCGCUGAAUGUCUACAGCAUCUUGAGUUUGACGGGCCAGGGUUAUUCCCACUCUUCGGCACCCAGCCGAUUGAUAUCCCAAAGCGAUCCGAUCAAGUGCCAGCGUUUAUGUUAUCGUCGCCGUCAACAGCAACGCCGUCAUCGUCCGCCACGGCGCAUUCACCAACGGAAUUUGCCUCGCCCUACGAUUCCCCGUCGCCAUCCUCCGGGUGUAUGUCGCAACUCUCUGUAAGUCCAAUCUCUCAAGGGUUCCUUAGUCCGAGCACAUUCAAAGCUCACAGCCCAAGGGUGUCAGUCGGUAGUCAACCUCUCUUCGGACCGAGUCGUAAAUCAACCAGUGGCCUCUUCGGUGCGUUUGGUGAUUCGAUGGACGUUGAGUCAACAACGGAGGCUAAGAUGAGGAGGUCAUCCAGAGGUCAUGACCCCAGUAAGGGUUCACCGAUGCUGGAUGUUCAGCAGUUGCUGCGUGGCAUUGAAAACAUCCAAAGUCAUGAUGACGUUGGUCGUCUCUCCGAACAGGAACGAGACGACUUAAGGAGACACGCUGAAGAGCUUCGUAGAAUAGGAGCAGAGAUGGGAUUCAAUUUAGACCCCAUUCCCUUACAGACUCUAGGGCGGACCCCAGGGGAUGUCACAGGUCAUAAACCCGGACAGACACUGGCGUUCAACCCUGCACAGACUCGCGGAAACAUCCUGGGGCAGAAUGCAGCACUGGCUAGAGAGGCAUUCCAGCUGGGACAUCACUUGUGCCAUACCCCUGGUCAGAACCCUGGACAGAACCCUGGACAGAACCCUGGACAGAACCCUGGACAGAACCCUGGACAGAACCCUGGACAGACCCAGGGUCGUUGUGAUUCACCUAUGCAGACAGACUCCCAUCCAUUCGGUAUGGAUGUAGCAGGUGCUGCAGCCACCAUUAGCUGGAUUACAGAGAAAAACCAGAAGGAGCAGUACCUGAACCUAGCUGAGCAGAUCCUGAAUGCCCUCCCAGCUCGUAUAAAAGAUGGAAGAUUACCUCAGAAUAGAGAUCAUCAUGACGACUACAGCACAAUGGCGCCCUCUAUGGGAUUAUGUGGGUCAGGCUACGGAAUGGAUAUGUCUGGUGACCAAGACUCCCAUAGAUCUGGUCAUGAUGAGAGCUCAGCUGGUAGUACUUACAGUACAGACUCAUGCCUGCCCAGCCCGAGUAAUCUGAGUUUUGAGGAGGAGAGUUCUACGGCUGAUUGGUGCGAGUUUCUUCAAGGAGCGAGUAGCAGUCUUGGUAUGAUCGGAGCAUUCUCGCUUCUCACUCUCUCAGAUGAGGAGCAGAUGCAGUUAUAUCAAGCAGCGCUGGUCAUCCAGAAUGCAUUCAGACAAUACAAGGGUCGUCAACAGCAGAAACAACAAGAGUUGGAGGCAGCUGUGAUUAUCCAGAACUAUUACAGAAGAUAUAAACAGUAUAUUAUGUACAGCAAGAUGUCAGAGGCUGCCAAGAUCAUUCAGAGCCGUUUCCGUAGUUACAAUCACUAUCGUCAAUUCCAGCGUAGUCGUCGUGCUGCGAUUGUCAUUCAGAGCCAUUACCGUGGGUACCGGGCUCAGGAACAGUUCCGUAAAAGUCGGGAUGCUGCAAUUUUGAUUCAACAAAGAUUCAGGGAUAAACGCUUAGCUCGUCAAAAGCUUCAGCAGGAUGCGGCUCGUAAGAUUCAACGUUUCAUCCGAAGAUGUCAAAACAGGCAUUUCUGGAAUAUUCCAUCUGGACUCCGUUCUUUACGCCAGACUCGAGCCGAUGUGAAGCGCUUCUCUUGCAAGAAAGAUUGACGUUGACAGAUCACAUGAUCGGUCAUGUGAUCGAUCAUGUGGUACAGCAAGAGAGCUCAACUUAUUGUGCACCUUGAACGGGUAUGAAAACCUGUACAGUUUUUUCUAUUUUUAGAAACAUUUAAAAUUUUCAACCUUCAGACUACAGAGGGAGCCCUAUAGAAACAGCACCCUCUUGAGUUGGAUUUUGGUAGUUGAAAAGGUAUGUUCGAAAAUGGAUAGUUAAAGAAUUUCACAUGAAAUUGUAUUCAAAUUAUUUUACAUUUUUCAGGUUAUCACCAAAGUUUAUUAGAAUGAACAAUUAGCCUUUAACUUGUAGUAUAUUUGUACAUAAUGUAUAUAUAAUACUUCAGUUCUUUCAUAAUGCAAAGGUUUAAAUGAAAUGAUUGAUCGAUUUAAUGAGUUGAUCAAUUGAGUUGAUCGAUUGGUUAUUGAUUAAGUAAACUGUUUUAAAUACUUACCAGGGAUAAUCACAGUGUUGAUCAAGUGCUUAUUGAACCGGAAUCAGAAAUACUGCUUGUUGAUUGAUCUAUUGUUGAUUGAUUAUUAAUUUAUUGGUCAACUGAAUUCAAUAUUUACUUGAUCAAAACAAUAUAUUGAUAACCUGAUUGAUUGACGUGUUGAAAUGAUGAGCUGGUUUCUUAUCAAAGUGUUUUUGAAGAUUUUCCUAAUUGUUGGGAUUAAACUCUACGGACAAGCUAUAGACCCUCACUCAAGUUUGUCGGAAUCUUGGCUACGGCUGUGGCUGUUGCUAAGGGUGUUUCUAUGGUCCUCCUAUGCUCCAAUGCAUGUUGGCUUGACGAUCAAGCCACAGCCACUAGUUCAGACAUGGCCUUAGAACUAUAAAUGGUCUAGUUCACUGACUACUUUGCAAUCAUUACCAUGUUGGAAUCUGAAAGGCACCCACGUUUAAAACCAAAACAGGAGCAUUAUUCUAGCAUUUUUAUUUUGGAAGUGUUUCCAGCCAAAUCAAUGUUCAAUUCCAUGCCAAAGUUUGAGUGAUGGAUAUCGGACUAAAUGAGACUAUAUCACGCUAC